Messenger RNA from Spirometra erinaceieuropaei, 647 nucleotides. The record is from the annotation of a GenBank genome assembly. Lineage: Eukaryota; Metazoa; Platyhelminthes; Cestoda; Diphyllobothriidea; Diphyllobothriidae.
AUGUGUACUCAGACUCAUCUGGUUAUUUUGAUUGCCUUCUUUUUUAGCGUUCAGAUUUGGGCCCGAAGGUAGGUCGAAAUAUGACGAACUUCGGUGUAAUCCUAUGUCUCCUUGAAAACUAGACACUUUUCUUUAUCGAGAAAUAAUAUUAGCUUGUCUUCCCUUCGAAAAUAACAUUUGUCGUAAGAAAAUCUGUCCACAUAUAUAACGCUCUAAAUAAAUCUGCGAGAAGUGUUGCAGAUUAUUUUAAGGCUUAAAACAUUUCGGUUCUUUUUAUGAAAAACCGGUCUAAGAACACGUUUUUUCGUGAAUUUGGUAAGCUGUGAUUCUUUUACAUCUGUAUCGACAGACAAAGUAGGUUCUGCUUGAUUGAUUAAUAUUUGACAUUUUUGCCAAACAGUGUACCGCAUGAACCCGAAAGAUGCACAUCUGGCUCAAUGACCUGCUUCCACGGAAGAUGCGUUGAAACCGAGGAGAUCAUCGACGGCGAAGUAAAAGCGGUUGAAAAAUGCGUCUGCUAUCCACCUUAUGAAGGACCUCACUGCACAGUGAAAGUUUUGAUGAAUAUGUUUGAUCAAGAAGUAAUAAGCGGCGGACCCAUCUUUGAUGAACCUGUGGAGCUCUUCCGAAGACGACGAUUCGUUUGA